Molecule: messenger RNA, 3240 nt
Organism: Mercenaria mercenaria
Lineage: Eukaryota; Metazoa; Mollusca; Bivalvia; Venerida; Veneridae
Exons: 1
Coding region: 1-3240 (1079 amino acids)
Source: RefSeq, a predicted model, not a curated record
AUGCCUCGGGGUUAUGGUGGAGUUGCAAUAUUAUGGAGCAUUGACAUUGAUAAAUUAGUAACAGUGCUUCCUGAUGGUAAUGAGAGGAUUAUUUGUAUUGAAUUUAAGUCAGAAUCACAUAAUAUAGUAUUUAUCUCUGUCUAUAUGCCUUCGAGAGGAACAGCCUACUCUGACUCUAGUUUUGAAGAUAAUUUAGAAUUAUUGCGUAGUAUCUGUUUAAAAUACAGGAACAGUCACAGUAUGUUGAUAGGUGGAGACCUGAAUGUAGAUUUAUCAAAGAAUGGUAAUUAUGGUAAAGAUAAGCGCUCUGAUCUUAUGUUUGAAUUUAUGGAACACUUGUUAUUGGAAUUUGACGUUAGUGGUAAAUCUUAUGUAAAUCCAAGAGGUGAUGAUUGUACUGAAAUUGACUAUUUUUUGAAACCUUUGGCCAAUGACUCUUUUGGUACAAAGAUAGUGUUGAAGGAUAUGGCUACUAACUGUUCUGACCAUUACCCUAUAGCAAUUGCUGUAUAUUGUUCAUUCACAAAAGCUGAAAAUAAAAAAGAAGUGAAAUGCUAUACCCCAAGAAUUAAAUGGGAUAAAAUAGAUAAGGAAGAAUAUGCAGCCAUGAUUACACAAAAUCUACAUGACCUUAAAUUCAUGGACUUUAAGGAUCCGACAAGUUUUUCUAAGUUUAUCAUAUCAUUCAUGGAAGUCAUUAAAAAUACCAUGAUGAAUUUUAAAGCUAAACCCAAGAAACUGAAUUCCAAACCAAAAUUGAGAGUCUGGAAUAAGGAUAUUUCUGAAGCACUUCAGCUGUUACGGAAAUCGUAUAAAGCAUGGAACGCAGGAGGUAGACCACGGGAACCAAACGACCCACGGUUUUAUGCAAUGAAAUUACAUAAGAAGUUAUUUAGGUCUAAAUGUAGGAUUGAACGGGCAAGACGUAAGAAACUUGAGCAAGAAGAAAUUCUGAACACUCGGUUCAAAGAUCCAAAGUUGUUUAAUAAACUGGUAAAUAAGCAAAAAUGUAAAUCCUCUGAUGAUUUGGACUCACUACAUGUAAAUGGGGUUGAAUACAGUGGUACUGCUUCUGUGAUUGAUGGUUUUUAUGAACAUUUCCAAACCCUAGCUGUUGAAAGUGAAGCUGAGAAUUUUGACAGUGAAUACCAUAAAAUGGUUGAAGAAGAAAUUAUCCAAAUACAAGAGAUUGUUUCUGAUAAAAAAGUCAAUCCUGUUAGUAUGUGCGAACUGAAAAAUGCAAUUUGUUCCAUUAAUGUUGGCAAAGCCACUGAUUUUUAUGAUUUGUCAAUUGAAAGCAUUAAGUUUGGUGGAGAAGAUCUUCAUGUGAUGUUGCUUCAGAUUAUUAACUCUAUUUUCGAUAAGGGUGAUGUUCCAUCUGUUCUGAAAAUUGGUGUCCUGUCUCCUGUCUACAAGAAUAAGGGAUCAUGUAAUGAUGUGUCAAACUACAGGGGUAUAACUGUGCUACCAGUGAUCGUGAAAAUUAUAGAAUCUAUAUUAAAGCAGCGUAUAGCCCCAUUGAUUGACAUCUGUCAAAGUCCGUAUCAGCGUGGUUUUACAAAGAAUACUUCUCCACUUCAUGCAGCUAUUAUUGUUGAGGAAAUUGCCAGGAACUCCAAAGAUGACAAUAUCCCCAUUGAUUUUAUUUUUCUGGAUGCUAAAUCUGCGUUUGAUGUUGUAUCCCAUGACCAUCUUCUACGCCGGAUGUAUCAAAUUGGUAUACAAGACAAACAUUGGGCACUUUUAAAGAGUCUUCAUGAGGAAACUUCUAGUGUAGUUAAAUGGCAUAAUAGGGUUACAGAUGUCUUCAAUGUGAAACAAGGCGUGAGACAAGGUGGAGUUUUAAGUGCAGAUUUAUAUAAGGUUUAUGUUAAUCCCCUGUUGAAGACGUUAGAAGCAACUGAAACUGGUUCGCGCAUUGGAACUGUCAGAUGUAAUGCCAGUGCAUGUGCUGAUGACAUCACUCUAAAUUCAAAUUUAACUGAUCACGCCCAAGUUUUAAUCAGCACAGCUGAACAAUUUUCAAACAUGGAAAGGUAUACGCUUCAACCAAAGAAAACUGAAGCCCUAAGGGUACACCCUCGGAAAUCCGGGAAAAACAAUCUUUCAACUGGAACAUAUACUGUUUACAAUAAUGAGAUUAAGAAUGUUAAGUCUUCUACACAUCUGGGGAUCAAGAGGUCAGUUACAAUCAGCGCAACUAGUUGUGAUAACGUUGAUAACAACAUUUCAAAGGCUAGAAGGACAGUAUACAGUUUUAUGCCUUCAGGUUUACAUGGUCAUAAUGGCUUGGACCUUUGUUCAAUGUUACACUUAAUACAGUUAUAUGUCAGUCCGGUAUUAACUUAUGGUCUUGAGGUGAUAUUUCCAAAGAAAACAGACUUGGAACGGUUGGAGAAGUAUCAAAGGAGACUCUUGAAACACAUUUUAUCUAUACCAAACAAUACCACUGAUUCUGCAGUCUAUAUUCUGUCUGGAUUUUUACCGGUUGAAGCACAAAUACAUAAAAAAGCAUUGGUUCUGUUCAAUAACAUUUGUUUACAAAACGACCAGUCAGUCGAAAAAGCCAUUGCUAAAAGACAACUGUGUGUUAAAUCUAUGAAAAGUAACAGUUGGUUUAUUGAGAUUAAGAAACUUUUCUGGUUAUAUGAUCUACCAAAUAUUGAUGGACUACUUGAACAUCCAAUUCAGAAGUUAUCAUGGAAAAAGACUGUCAAUAAGGUUGUAAAUGAAUAUUGGAAAGACCAAAUACUCUCUCUAGCAAGUUACAGUAAAAGUUUGAAGUUCUUAAACUGCGAGUUAUUUCAACCUGGCAAACCUCAUCCCUUGGUUAGGAUUCCACUAAAUUCGUCUCAUGAUAUCACAAGAUUUCCUGUGAAAUUGAAAAUUGCAUCUGGAACGUACAUAUUACAAAGUAAUAGAGCAGUAUUCAACCAAAAUCAGAUUAAUCCUAUCUGCCUCAUGUGUAAUGAAGAGUCUGAGACAUUGGAACAUUUUAUACUUCGUUGUGAUUAUUUGCAACCCAUUCGUCAACCGAUUGUCUGCGAUAUUGAAUUUGAAUUUAACUCUCUGCAACUUAAGCAACAAUGGUGUAACCUGAUCAUUGAAGAAAAGUUACAAGUUAUUAUUGACUGUACACAUCUGUUUCACGGUGUGAAACUGGAAAGACUUGCAAAACUAGAAUUUCAGUGUAAGAGAUUGAUAUGUGCCCUGCAGGUAUCAAGUCAACUCGUCCCCUAG